AUGUCUGCGUCUCUUUUCUAUUCUCAAAGUCUCGAAAAUGUGAUUUUAUAUAAGGAAUACGAAUCCAUCAUUUCCCUCUCCAAGCAACUCGGCGAGCAUGUCCACCAGCUUCUGACCCAUCCGAAAUCUCCAGUUUUCGUAAUUUCCAACAAAUCGGCUCUUCUAAUUUUUAUCAAAACUUUCACACCGAAACCCAGGGUGAUGAGCGUCAAGUACCACGUAUCGCGUAGCGCCCGUCUGUGGGCCUACUGGAGCACUCUUCCACACCGAAUGCUCAAAAAGUAUCCGGAACAGACAAUCUUCUACGCGACGUUCGGCACCGCCACCCUCCUCAUCGGCGGCUACAAAAUGAAAAAGUAUUUGACGGAAAGCGAGAAGCCGUACUAUCGUGGCUACUACGACGUCGUUCGUUCCGACGAUCCGAUCGCUUUGAAUUGGAGAAAACCAGAGGAGUAUCCGGCUCCAUAUCUCCUCUCCAGCGUCGAAACCGCCCAUUAG
Messenger RNA from Caenorhabditis briggsae, 498 nucleotides. The record is from RefSeq and is a predicted model, not a curated record. Lineage: Eukaryota; Metazoa; Nematoda; Chromadorea; Rhabditida; Rhabditidae. The transcript has 3 exons. The coding region runs from base 1 to 498 and encodes 165 amino acids.